UUCAGACACUUGCAAGAAUGUUUUAUUGCCCCAUCAUGCAACCUUCCCAACUCUCGCAUCCAAAAUACUGAAAUCGACUGUUUAGCAGAUACAAGCAAUCCAGUGCAUUCCAGCUCGUUAUCUGAGCAGAGCGUACACAGAGAGAGAAGACGAGAAGAGGCUGCAGUCGUGUCUUGUCUGCGGUGGAAGAAGGCGUCAUGGAAGGAGCACUGGCUUUUCAAACGGUGAUGAUAGUGGUGGUUGCAGCAUUUUGUGGAGCUGUGCCCAUCACUUCACCCAGCCAAGAAGAGCUCGCUAAAGCCCAGGAAUAUCUGUCUCAGUUUUUCUCUGAUGUGGGUGUCACUGCACCCAAAACUGUGCGGCGCAGCUCCCUCGACUCCUUUGACGACACUCUGAGAAGAAUGCAGGAGUUUUUUGGCCUGGACGUGACAGGGCACUUGGACUCUGGCACAAUGAAAGUGAUGUCUCAGCCCCGCUGUGGUUUCACAGACGCGGCCCGCUACAGCCACUUUGCUGGUCAACCAAAGUGGGAAAAGUCUGUGGUCACAUACAGGAUAGUUAACUACACACCAGACUUGAGUCACGAGGAAGUGGAUUCCGCCAUAGCCAAGGCUCUGAAAAUCUACAGCGACGUCAUUCCUCUGACUUUCAAGAAAAUCCCCAGUGGCACCGCUGACAUUAUGAUCUCUUUCAAGAGCGGAGACCACGGAGACUUUGCUGCAUUUGAUGGGGUGAGUGGAGUGUUGGCCCAUGCAUUCUCCCCUGGAGAAGGCCACGGAGGUGACACCCACUUUGAUGAAGAUGAAACCUGGACUCUUACCUCAGCAGGAUCCAAUCUGUUCUUGGUGGCAGCCCACGAGUUUGGCCAUGCAAUGGGAAUGGCCCACUCUCAGGUGGAGACGGCCCUGAUGUAUCCCUUAUACACAUAUGAGAACACAGAUGGUUACAAGCUGCCCGAUGACGACAAACAGGGAGUACAAGCUAUCUAUGGAAUCCGACCCACAACACCACCAACUGAAGAGACAACUCUACAGCCUACUAAAAGACCUGAGCCAAAACCAGAACCUGAACCAGACCCUGAACCUACACCAGAUCCCGAACCUUUACCAGACAGGUGCAGCAGGGACCUGGUUUUUGAUGCUGCAACCUCAAUUGGGAGAGGUCUUUACUUCUUCAAAGAUGGAUAUUUCUGGAAGAAGAGCAGCUCCUGGGACGGCAUCACAAUGAAGCAAAUUCAGUCUGUCUGGCCUGAAAUCAGCCACGUUGAUGCUGCUUAUGAGUAUAAGAAUACUGUUGUUGUUUUUGAAGGGGACCAUUACUGGAGGAUCAGUGGAAACGCUGUCCUAGCUGGUUAUCCCAAACCUCUCAGAGACUUUGGCUUCCCUCCAUGUGUCAAAAAGAUAGAUGCUGCAGUUCAUGAGCCAUUCACAGACAAAACCCUCUUCUUUGUGAAAAGGGAAAUAUGGCGCUACAAUGAAAGGAGGGAAAGGAUGUAUUCUUCGUACCCAAGAUACAUAAAGGUAGAGGUGCCUGGGAUCACCCGUGUGGAUGCUGUUUUUGAGAAUGAAGGUUACCUGUACUUUUCAUAUGGAUCCACACAGAUAGAGUACGACUACACGCGAAGACGAACCAUCCGCACUCUGUCAAACAGUGACUGGAUGGAUUGCGAAUAAAGAAACAACAAUGCACAUGGUCAGCACGGCUGUAACGAUCCAUCACAUUCGUUUCACUGUACUGUCACAUUGAGACACACAUGUACACAAACAUUAAGUAUGCAACAAAGCAAUGGCCUGUACCAUUAACUCCUCUCGAGUUAUUGUAGCAUCGAAGAAGAAAUCUGCUGCACACAAGUAGAAUAAUCAAAUAUUAUGAAAAAAUGUGUAAUGCUUUAAGCGACAAGUGCUUGUUUUUUUAGUUACUUUUUUGAUAUACGUCAAUAAACAUGACUCAAGAUUA
This is a messenger RNA of Solea senegalensis (Senegalese sole), 1956 nucleotides long. It is a transcript of the gene mmp30, whose product is annotated as matrix metallopeptidase 30. Lineage: Eukaryota; Metazoa; Chordata; Actinopteri; Pleuronectiformes; Soleidae. The transcript has 10 exons. The coding region runs from base 198 to 1673 and encodes 491 amino acids. Gene Ontology annotation, cellular component: extracellular matrix. The record is from RefSeq and is a predicted model, not a curated record. Gene Ontology annotation, biological process: proteolysis; collagen catabolic process; extracellular matrix organization. Gene Ontology annotation, molecular function: zinc ion binding; metalloendopeptidase activity.